Messenger RNA from Cebus imitator (Panamanian white-faced capuchin), 2296 nucleotides. It is a transcript of the gene RNPS1, whose product is annotated as RNA binding protein with serine rich domain 1. Gene Ontology annotation, cellular component: ASAP complex; nucleoplasm; cytoplasm. Gene Ontology annotation, biological process: mRNA splicing, via spliceosome. Bases 550 to 1467 code for a protein of 305 amino acids. NCBI's taxonomy places the organism in Eukaryota, Metazoa, Chordata, Mammalia, Primates, Cebidae. The record is from RefSeq and is a predicted model, not a curated record. The transcript is spliced from 8 exons. Gene Ontology annotation, molecular function: RNA binding.
CGGGGAGCGGCGAGGUCGGCGUGUUGGGCCGGUGCCGGCGGAGUUUCUUUGUGGGAUACAGUGGCAGGCUGGCCGAUCCCUCCUUCGGAGGCAUUAAUGCAACAUGCACUCCGCGAACGUUUCCCGGGCUCCCGUGUGCAAUUCUCGGCGCUAGGCCUGGGGGAUAUGGCCCACUAUGGACCGAGCACGGUGGCCUGGCUCAGUUUGAUGGGUUACCCCAGAAGGGUGGAUACGGGAAGGUUAAGGUUGAUGGAGGAGAAACGUGGAGUAGGCUUUUUGUCUUGAUUUCGCAUGAACUGUGCCUGAAAUGUACUUUUAAGUGGGGAAGGUGCUCAGAAGAUUUGUGCCGAAACGCCCUCUUCUCGAGAUUUAACUAAUUGUUCUCUCCUCUCUCUGGCUGUUGGACGCGCACCUUUCCGGAGGAUGGGGGAGGCUGCUCUUUGGCGUAAAUUGCAAUCAAUUAGGGAUCGUUUCUCAGAAUCCAGUUAGAAGUGAGAGUUCAGAUAAGUGAGGCCGUCAUUGCUGCUUUGAACACCUCAGAAGGGGAGAAUGGAUUUAUCAGGAGUGAAAAAGAAGAGCUUGCUAGGAGUCAAAGAAAAUAAUAAAAAGUCCAGCACUAGGGCUCCUUCUCCUACCAAACGCAAAGACCGCUCAGAUGAGAAGUCCAAGGAUCGUUCAAAAGAUAAAGGGGCCACCAAGGAGUCGAGUGAGAAGGAUCGCGGCAGAGACAAAACCCGAAAGAGGCGCAGUGCUUCCAGUGGUAGCAGCAGUACCAGGUCUCGGUCCAGCUCGACCUCCAGCUCAGGCUCUAGCACCAGCACUGGCUCAAGCAGUGGCUCCAGCUCUUCCUCAGCAUCCAGCCGCUCAGGAAGCUCUAGCACCUCCCGCAGCUCCAGCUCCAGCAGCUCCUCCGGCUCUCCAAGUCCUUCUCGGCGCAGACACGACAAUAGAAGGCGCUCCCGCUCCAAAUCCAAACCACCUAAAAGAGAUGAAAAGGAGAGGAAGAGGCGGAGCCCAUCCCCUAAGCCCACCAAAGUACACAUUGGGAGACUCACCAGGAAUGUGACCAAGGAUCACAUCAUGGAGAUAUUUUCCACGUAUGGGAAAAUUAAAAUGAUUGACAUGCCGGUGGAAAGGAUGCAUCCCCAUCUGUCCAAAGGCUCUGCAUACGUAGAGUUUGAGAAUCCAGAUGAAGCUGAAAAGGCGCUGAAGCACAUGGACGGAGGACAAAUUGAUGGCCAGGAGAUCACUGCCACCGCUGUGCUGGCACCCUGGCCUAGACCACCCCCCAGGCGAUUCAGCCCUCCCAGGAGAAUGCUGCCACCACCACCCAUGUGGCGCAGGUCUCCCCCACGGAUGAGGAGAAGAUCCCGCUCCCCAAGGCGCAGGUCCCCUGUGCGCCGGCGAUCACGCUCCCCAGGCCGCCGCCGCCACAGGAGCCGCUCCAGUUCCAACUCCUCCCGUUAAGCAGGCCACUGAAUCUCUCACCCCUGUAACUUAUACCCCACCCAGCUCAGUUUUGUCACCUUUCUAGCCAAAGGGAGAUCAGUAGGAAAGCAAACCCCUCACUUGGGCAGGCAUUGCAGGCAGCAGGCAGCACUCCUCUGCCGGCUGGGCUCUGGCUGCCGAAGUGCUGUUGGUGUGUGUUGUGCCUGCCAAGAUGCCCUCCGAGUUUCUGGCUAGAAAGCUCACCCGUUUUCAGUUUCUGAGAGUCAGUUCAGUGACAGAGCCACCAGGGAUGAGUGAGGCUCUUGGGGGGGUGGGGGGUGACCCUGCCUGCCUGGGAGCACAUAUUUCCCUUCCCUGGUGACCAGGGAUGGUGGCCAGGCCUUGCCCUUGCUGUUGCUGUACAGUGUCCUUUUGGAAAGGGAGCUGUCCUGGGCUUUACUUUAGUGCAGCUGCCAACCCUGUUAGGCCCGGCCUCUUAAAGCCUCUUCCAAUUUCAAGGGUCAGACAUCCCCUAAGAGCCUCUCACCCGUGGUAGUUGCUGUGCAUGGUUCUCUGUCCGUGCACUCAUGCACACACCCCACCCCAUCGCCCUACUGUGAAACUGAUGAGUGAGUUGAGAGCCAGCUUUGCUGGGUCACCAUGCAGCCCCAGUUGUGCCUGCCCUUCAGGUUACCUUGGCAACAUGUACAUUGCUUUUUUUUUUUUUUGCUUUUAUUGUACAGUCAGUACUAUAAAAUUUGUUUGAGUUUUAAAACUUUGUAGCAUUUUAGAUGACAUUGUGUUUGUACUUUGUUGUGUAGAGUGGAAGAAUUGUGUUAAAUAAAUGCAGGAUUGGAAUGCAGGUCUA